Lathyrus sativus (Indian pea) is the source of this 1608-nucleotide messenger RNA. The record is from the annotation of a GenBank genome assembly. Lineage: Eukaryota; Viridiplantae; Streptophyta; Magnoliopsida; Fabales; Fabaceae.
AUGAAGCAGAAGGAGUUGACUUUACUGCUCUGCCUCACAUGGGCACUAACAGUCCUUUAUGGUGAAAUGUUCGCUUACUGGCUUCCAUCUCUCUUCACCUGUUCUUGGCCCCAUUUGAAGAUUCAAACAAAGAAUGAUGGCUACCAAAAUGAUUAUGUAAAAGUUGCUGUUAUUGCAGAUCCACAGCUCAUGGAUAAAACUUCUCUCCGUCUUCCUGAGAAAUCUCUUGCACUAGAGCUUGUUAAAUUCUACACCGAUUUAAACAUGAGGAGAUCAUUCUUUUCAUCUAUCCUUCGUUUCAAACCUGAUGUCAUAUUGUUUUUAGGCGAUUACUUUGAUGGAGGUCCUUAUUUAUCUGAUGAAGAAUGGGAGGAGUCUCUCAACCGCUUUAAACAUAUAUUUGGUUUGAAUGCACAAGGAAAAUACGAAGACAAGCAAGUUUACUUCAUUUCUGGAAACCAUGAUAUUGGUUAUGAAAGUCUUCAUUAUGCAAAGCCAAAGGUUAUCGGCCGCUAUGAAGAAACAUUUGGGAUUAGAAACUACAAAUUUACAGUUGGAGAAGUGGAUUUUAUUGCAGUUGAUGCGCAAACCCUUGAUGGACACCCACAAAAGCAUCUGACUUCUCAAGUUUGGGAGUUUGUAAAGAAUAUCUCUGUAGAUGAUGUAAUUCGUCCAAGAGUCUUAUUAACACACAUUCCCUUAUAUCGACCGUAUGAUACUUACUGUGGCCCUGAUCGUAGUUCCCCAAUUAUCAACCAGAGGAUAAAGCGUGCUGUAUAUGAUAAAAGUAAUGAUAUAAUAUAUCAGAAUUAUGUUUUUGAGAAGUCAUCGAAGUAUUUACUCGAUAAUAUCAAACCUAAGCUUAUUUUAUCUGGCCAUGAUCACGAUCAAUGCACCGUCACUCAUCAAUCUAAAUCCGGGCCUGUAAAGGAGCACACUCUAGGUACUAUAAGUUGGCAACAAGGAAAUUGGUAUCCUUCUUUCAUGCUCUUAUCAGUCGAUAACUCCACUCUUCGAAAUACUUCCAUUCCCGCAGAGCCUUUGUUGACUCAUCUAUGUUACCUUCCAAAGCAGUUACACAUUUAUAUGUGGUAUAUUGUGCUAUUUGGUUUUACCCUUCUUGCCCUCCUAUUUUGGCCAACAAGCAGCACAAGUUUCUGGCAUCAGUGUUGGAACUUGGCGGGCCGUUUUAAACAACUUAUAGCUUCUAUCGUAUCGAGAAAUGAAACAAAAGAGAAAGACGAGGAUGCCAACUAUGAAUAUGAGAUGAUGUGGGAUGCAGAAGGGUCAAUGCAUCUUAUAAAGAAACCUUUGAAGGCAUCCACUUCAAAUUCAAAUGAAAGAAGCUUAGGAGAAAGGGGUAAUGUUGUAAUGCGGCCAACUGCUAGAAAAAAUACCGGUCAAGAAGCAGAUUUCUCGAUGAAUAUGGAUAUGGCUUCAAGCACCGGGCUUGAUCCUCUAGCAAGAAUACCUCCCAGAACAGGCAAAUCAAAGACAACAAUUAUAAUCCAAAGAUUACUACGCACACUGCGAAUGCUGACCAUUAUUGCAGCAGUCAACGUUCCUCUUUACAUGAUGUUGCUAUUCAAGGAUUGGAUUGACAAGUAA